Messenger RNA from Nothobranchius furzeri (turquoise killifish), 1405 nucleotides. Its product is annotated as periphilin-1. Gene Ontology annotation, cellular component: nucleoplasm. The record is from RefSeq and is a predicted model, not a curated record. Gene Ontology annotation, biological process: protein localization to heterochromatin; negative regulation of gene expression, epigenetic; negative regulation of DNA-templated transcription. NCBI's taxonomy places the organism in Eukaryota, Metazoa, Chordata, Actinopteri, Cyprinodontiformes, Nothobranchiidae.
GGGCAGAUGGAGGAAUAGGAAGUGAAGUACGUCGGGUUAUUUUGCUGCGUGGUAAACCCCGGAUGAUGCUUUACACUUUUAGCCACUAGUAACAACAAGUACAUAUCUAGAAAAUAAAGCUUUCCAGCAGCUCGUGAGCUGACGCGUAUCGAACGCCAGGUGAGGUGCGCGCGAGGAAAAGGUAGUUUCACUUUACAGAUGGACGGACGGGAUUAACGCGAGGCUUUUCUUCCUGUUCUGUUGAGUUGGAGCAAAAGUAAAAGGCCUUAUAAAGAUUCAGCAACGGGCAGAUAUGGACCACAUACGAGCAGCAGAAAGCCAGGAAGUCAAUGUUGACAAGAGGCCCACUGAUAGCAGCAUGUUUACCAAAAAGGUGGACCAUAGGGCUAUCAGAAGAGUGCGAAGUCCAUCUAGGCCCAGGGCCUGGUUGUCCAGAUCUCAUAAACCAAAGUCUGUAGGACAAGCCUACAAGCCUCGGUUUCCAAGAGAUGAUCAUUUCAUCCACAGAGCUGGAUUCAGCAGCCAGAGGCACCAGCAGCCGAAGCCCCAAACUCACAUCCCUCGUAGAAAUUACCUCCCAAUUAAACCUCACCACAUUACCCCGAAGGAGAAGGGGAGGCAGAAGGAGGAAGAGAGAGAAAGGGAGCGGUCAGCGCAGAGAGAGAGCAGUGAAGGAAGUUCGCCCUCUAAACCAAACGCGUCCAGAGCUGUCCCACCCAGGUCCAGUUCCAUUAGAGACACGGACAUGCAAUUCACCGUUUUCCAGGACGGAAGGAACCAAAGCAGAGAGAGGGAUCACAGAGAAACUACAAGCAAAGACAGAGAGUGGAGCAGAGACGGGGAGCUCCCUUUAACGGCGAGCCAGAUGGCAGCACGAGACAGAGCCAUCCAACAGAAGAGGAGAGAGAUAGAUGAGGUGUACUAUCAGGAAUGUGAAAUGUUUGGCCUGGUUGCAAAGAUGCUCAUUGCAAAAGAUCCAGCCCUGGAGCGUCCCAUCCAGUCCUCGCUGCAGGAGAACCUCCGGGACAUUGGCAAGCGCUGCGUUGAGGCCAUGGAGAAAUUCAUUGAGGACUAUGACUCCAGGGAGUUGUUGCAUUAUUUAGAUGAAUAGUUGUUGGCAUUGUUCCUUUUUGGUGGGCCAUUUAGGUUUGAUUUCAUUUCAUUUUCAGACAUUUUUCCUGAUCACAAUCUUCCUAUAUUCUCUCAUGUACUGCCUGACAAAAUUCCCCUCUUUCCUCCAUCUGAUUUUGUCUCUUUAGUAACGCUAAUCCACAUUAAUGUGUAAGAAUGUGAUGAACAUACCGGUUAUGUUACUUUAAAAUUUCUAAGAAUCAGAAUUUACUGUUGUAUGACAUAAUUUAUUCUUUCUAAUGUGCUUACAAUAAUAAAACAUGAUUUUAUCUAA